AUGGGUUCAACGUCCACAUCGAUCAUCUGGUGGCCAUACCUGACCACUGUUUAUUAUACAGAGCCCACGAGGACCCCAGUCCCCGCGGCUUCGUCCUGGACCACCAUCGGCUUGACCUCGUCGCCAUCCCCAACCUCAGUCUCUUCCACCUCUUCCAUGUCAAGUCUCUCCUUUGCCUCCUCUCCCCUUUCUUCGUCGUCUUCUUCUCUGGCGACCAUGCCCCUUCCGAGCUCCAGUCCGAUGCCAGCCCAAGAUACCACAACGGCAGUCGCUCAGCAGCAGCCUGGACCGAAGCUCAGCAAGAUGGAGAUUAUCUGGAUAGGCGCGACUUCAGGUUUUGUGGUCAUACCUUUCAGCCGGAGCCAGAACCAGAGAAGACCCAGAAUGUGGGCUGACCUCCCCAUCUCUGAGCCCCGGCGCCUAGGGCAGUCAUCUAGGGCGCUUCUCCCGUGGGGUGCGAAUGGAGAGCACCGCAAAACACCUGUCAUUACCGUCCAGCCUGCCCGGCGCCAGCGACAAGUCGUCGAUAUCGGCUUCUACUCGGGCGCCGGUGUCGACCACGUUCAGACGCAGAUGAGCCAGAAUCAGCACGCCGACGUGGGCUUUUACUCUGGCGAGGCGAUCGACCAGGUGCAGCAGAAUGAGCAGCCCCAGCCCCAGCCCCAGCCCCAGCCCGCCGGCGGAAACAGAGGCUAUGACCUCUUCAUCGGAGCAAGGAACCAACUCCGGCUCAACGCGGCCGUGAACCUGUUUCACCGAGCGACAGAGGAACUCGGGGAACACGUUGCGGCUCAAGCAAAUCCUCCACGGUCCCCCACGCCAUCUGACCAUGGCAGCCUGGAAGGAGGCGCCAGCCUGAGGCGCUUCAAGAGCAUUCGGCAGUACGUCUGCAGCUAUGUACCACGGGUCUCCAGCAGCACACCGCAGAGUCGGAGUUCCACGUCUCUGGUCGCCGCCAUCUCCACCACAGAACAACAACAAGAAGACGGCGCCGAGCUGCACUCCGAAGGCCCAGACGCUACCAUCGUCGAGAACAGCGACGGGUUGUCUUCGCGCCCCUGGGACUCGUCCGAGUAUGCGGGCAGCAUCAGCUCGCUGACCGAUGUCGCGCCUGCGUCCGCGGUGAUGGCUGUCAGGAGGAACGCCAUGUCUGCUGUGAUUGUCAACAUUGGCGGUCGAUCGUCGGCGCAGCGUCGACCAGUCCGAGUCUAG
Molecule: messenger RNA, 1212 nt
Organism: Cryphonectria parasitica EP155
Lineage: Eukaryota; Fungi; Ascomycota; Sordariomycetes; Diaporthales; Cryphonectriaceae
Exons: 2
Coding region: 1-1212 (403 amino acids)
Source: RefSeq, a predicted model, not a curated record